GAAAUCCUGGAAGAGAUGGUCUGCCUGGAUCACCUGGUUCUGCUGGUGCGAAAGGAGAUCCUGGGAGGCCUGGGAAAAGAGGAAAUGUAGAAUUUGUGAAGUCAACUUGGAAACAAUGUGUGUGGAAAAGGGUUGAUGGAAAAGACACAGGAUUGCUACAGGUAUUAAUAUCACGUUAUUUAUUAUUAAUGAUGCGAUGUUGUGCAUUUAAUCUUUAUUAGUAUAAGAAAUUUUUAAAUCUUCAAUUUGGGCCAAAGGCUCUUAACUGAGCGUCAAAUGAGAACAAUACCUAUAAUAACCUUUUGAAUACGGCUGUCUUGAACCUUUUUCUGCAUUUCGUGGAUACUUCGACAAUACGAAAAAUUAGCACUGGCCAAAAUUUAUUAAUAUUUAAGAAAUAGAAAACAUUUUCCGUGUUUCUAUAGACUUAUAGAAACACGCGGGCUAGUUUGGGAGAACGAGAAAUAAUCAGUGGGAACACAAGCACGUAGUGCGAGUUAUUUCGAGUUCUUCCAAAUUAGCACAAGUAUUUCUAUAACUCUACAGAAACACAGGAAAAAAUGUUUUCUAUUUCCUUUAUUAAAUAACCUGGUGAUAAUAACAAAAAAACAAUAUUUUAACGCGAUUAAAAAGUAUAUUCUCAUUACACAAUAACAAGAAAAUGUUGCCUAGCAACAAUACCGGCAUCAAUUUUCAGUUUUGGCGACUGCAAAAUUAUGGAAAAAAACACGCUGCAAAAGUUGAUUUAAAGAAAAGUUAAAGCGAAAAAACGUUUGGUAAGUGUUUUCCAUUGCUUGUUUAUUAACAAAAUUGAAACGUAUAUUUUUAAUCGAUAUUUCAGGCGAAAAAUGUUUGUUUUAGUGUGUUGUUUUGAGGUUCGUGGAAAAUUCCCGUGUUCUAUAGCGCUAUAGAAACACGGGAUUUUUCGCUUUUCAACCAAUCAGCGCAGGUGUUAUUAAAAGGCUAUUUUAUAAAGGGUGACAUUACAUGGACAUGUACAUCUUAAAUUAUUGUUCUGUAUAAGUCACACAAAUUACAGUUAGGCAAUUGAGUGACUGAAUUUCGUUAUAGAAUUAUUGCACCAAACCAGCUGUUUAAGAAAAUAUAGAAAACAUUUUCCGUGUUUCUAUAGAGUUAUAGAAACACGCGUGAAAGUUUGGGAGAAACGAGAAAUUGCGUGGGAACACAAGCACGAAGUGCGAGUGUUUCCACGCAAUUUCGAGUUUCUCCCAAAGUUUCACAAGCGUUUCUAUAAACUCUAUAGAACACGGAAAAAUGUUUUCUAUUUCCUUUAUUAAAUAGCCUUUUAAAAACAAUAGAAAAGAUAAAUUUAUUGAUUUUAAUUGCUUUCAUUCAAAUAUUAAUUCCACCUUAAUAUACGUUCGUGUAAAGAAUAAUUAUAAAAGCAUAGCGAAUUAAGUAAACAAGUAUAUCGCUGUCAAAACAACAGACAGCACUUAAACAGGCUUACUAUAAUACAAAGUAUAUAAUUCACUCAACAACAAACAUGCUUGCAUGCAUGCAAAGAAAACACUGUUUUAAAUAGUUAGUGAACGUUUAAAGAGCCCAUAUCACUUGUGGGACCUUUAUGGAUUUGAAAAGAGCGUAAAAAGUUAGUUAGUAAAUUCAAAAGAUUGUUUUGAUUUAGUGCAAUGAUUUCGAAGAUACAGGCCUCUAAACUACCUACAGCUCCUGAGUCCCAGGCUCCUAUGCACAACGGACAGUUUCGAAAGUCGCCGUUGUUUAUUAUUAGCAUAUAACAAAAUUGGAUACUUCUCCAUCAACAUCAUAUUCUCUCGCCAAAGCCCAGUCCUGCCAGACUUUCAACCAAAAUUUGGUACUUUUGUUCGCACUUUCAUUUAGUUCUUUUGUUAAAGCAAAAUGCUUUUGUUCGUAUUUUCAUCUUGUUCCUCAAGGGCAAUUUCAUUUCACAUUUGUGUUUAAAAUACCUUUCCGCCAUUUUGUUUGUUUUGGGAAAAUCAUUAAUUGUACUACAGUUACAAUUAAUGAAAUAAUUAUACUCCUCUCAACCAAUCAGCAUCUAGUAAUUUUGUCAUGCUAAUAAUAAGUGCAUUUAUUUAAUGACACUUAAUAAGAUUUAAUUUUAAAGUACAGUACAACAACAGUUAAAUUGUCAAGGGCCUUGUCAGAUGUAGGCUAAUAUGAUGUAUUAGCAAUUCGAUUUCAAUUCCCAGGGGCCUAGAAUCUUUUGUGCUUAAGAAUUUCAAAGUGGAUUUUUUAGAAAAUUCCGAGGUUGCGUUUUUUUAUACACCCUGCAUACUACAGGCAUCCCAAAAAGUCCCCUAUAGAAAGCACUUUUUUGUUAUACCUCUGGGGAUUUAAAAUAGCUUCUAAAACGAACAGUAACACAAAAAUGUCAAAUUACAAAUUCGUCUUAUCGUCAGUUCGAGUAACAAUGGUUCCACUGACUACAGAGCAACUAAUAUUUGUCGUAACAACUCAUGCGUAAAAGCAAAGUCUAACUGAAGUUAAAUUAUUUGGACGAAGGGAAGUUGUAAAUACUUCUGCCGUUCAUGUACAAUAAAAUUAAAUUCCCAAAGGUAUAGCUAAUAAUGCACAAGAGUGAUUUCUAAAAAGCGACUUUUUUGGGGACACCCUGUAGUGUCUAUUGAAUUCAUAGUGAAAUCCACAUGAGCUGCUAAUAAUUGAAAGAGAAAUUACCCUCAUUGGUUAAUUCAAGGUAAACCACCAACGAGAAUACUUUGAACUUUGACGGCACAAAGAACUUAUUUUAAUAAUUAAUGGUGCUACAUAUUUGAUUAUAACUUACACAGGUGCAUGCAUACUGAAGAAAGCUACGUGCGCGCGAAACUGUAUAUACACACGGAUAAUUAAAUUACAUCUAAUUGGUGUCUUUCUUUGACUAUGUACAGAGCUGUAUUUUCAACAAGAAGUACGACAACACUUCACUUCGUGUAUUUUACGAAGGAACCCUAACUUCUAAAGGCAAUAAUGUUUGCAAUAGAUGGUAUUUUACCUUUGAUGGCGCAGAAUGUACAAAACCAGCUACUAUUGAUGGAAUUGUUUACACCCGUACGAUCCAAAUCAUCCCCCAUCAUCACCGGCAUAUUGAAGGCUACUGUAACCAGGUUCCUAAAGGUCAUGUACGUGUGGGAUUCUGGAUUGGCAAGUGUCAGAAUGAAAUUCACGGAGAUGGUUCCACUGGUUGGAUUUCAGUGUCUCGUAUUGUGAUUGAAGAAGUAACACCACCUCAAGAGUAA
This is a messenger RNA of Paramuricea clavata, 3242 nucleotides long. The record is from the annotation of a GenBank genome assembly. Lineage: Eukaryota; Metazoa; Cnidaria; Anthozoa; Malacalcyonacea; Plexauridae.